Messenger RNA from Sodiomyces alkalinus F11, 1507 nucleotides. Its product is annotated as S-adenosyl-L-methionine-dependent methyltransferase. The record is from RefSeq and is a predicted model, not a curated record. Gene Ontology annotation, molecular function: methyltransferase activity. Bases 450 to 1466 code for a protein of 338 amino acids. Lineage: Eukaryota; Fungi; Ascomycota; Sordariomycetes; Glomerellales; Plectosphaerellaceae. The transcript has 7 exons.
ACUCACUACACGAACGAACGAAAGAAGAGUGAGACAAAGAAUGGGGGGUGGAGUUCGCGUAGAUCAUCCAUGGUCCUGGUCGUCGGGCUUCCCUUAGACCCCGGCUCGAAUCCCCACUCCCACUCCGCCACCACCUCUACAUGGUCCGAGUACGAAAGAGGUUACGGUCAUGUUAUAUGCACACGGAUACCCGUGCUUUCGUACGACCUUGUUUGUUCGGCUGUUGAUUGUCAUCUCAUUAUUUUUCUCCCCUCUUUGACACUGACAACUGACGGACAGCCUUUGCAUACUGAACGUCUUUUAUCGUUUCUGGACGAUUUUCUUUCACUUUGACGGGCUUGAAGAAUCAGAAGAGAGCCGGCCUUUUGUCUGUCGACGGCACAAUAAAACAGAGCAAAAAGGAAAAAGGAAAAAAAAGGGGGGGAAGAAGAAAAAAAAAAGGGAAAAAAAUGGUCGACCCCGAAACCAGCAGCAACGUCAUCGUGGAACCCGACGAUGUCGAUGACAACGAUUCCUCCAUCGGCGACGACGGCGCGGAUGCUUCCAGUUCCACCGCCAGCUUAAGGAGUUCGAUCCUCGAAUACAGAGAAGAGAAUGGGAGGACAUAUCACCGCUUUCGCGAUGGAAAGUACCAUUUCCCCAACGACGAGAUGGAGACCGAGCGACUUGACCUUCAACAUCACAUCUUCUAUCUGACUCUCGACGGCAAGCUGGGUCUUGCCCCUUCCAUCCAACCCGGCGCCCAGGUCGGCCGCGUGCUGGACCUCGGUACAGGCACUGGCAUCUGGGCCAUGGACUUUGGCGAUGAGCACCCGGAAGCUGAAGUCGUCGGUAUCGAUCUAUCGCCCAUCCAACCACUCUUUGUUCCACCAAACGUCAAGUUCGAAAUCGACGAUUUUGAGGACGACUGGACUUUCUCGCGCCCCUUCGACUACAUCCACAGCCGCAUGAACAACUCCAGCAUUGCCAAUUGGGAAGACUACAUCCGCAGGUCAUACGAAAACCUCGCCCCCGGAGGCUACAUCGAGCUCCAAGAAUUCACCCUCCCCCUCUCCGACGACGGGACCCUCACCAAAGACCACGCCCUGCACCAGUCCAUGACCCUCCUAGGCGAAGCCGCCGCCAAGCUAGGCCGUCCCUUCCGCGACCUCAACACCCUGAAAUCCCUCCUCGAGCACGCCGGCUUCGAAGACGUCCGCGAGCACCGCUACAAGUGGCCCUCCAACACCUGGCCCCGCGACCCCCACUACAAGGAGCUCGGCGCCUGGAACUACGAGAACAUCGUCUCCGGCCUCCAGGGCUUCCUCAUGGCCGCCCUCACCCGCGGGCUCGGCUGGUCCGCCACCGAGGUCAACGUGCUGGCCGCCCAGGCGCGCCGGGAUAUGGCCGAUCGCACUAUCCAUGCGUAUUGGCCCAUGAUUGUCGUCAUUGGGCGGAAGCCCGCCGUCAAGAAGGACGAGACCUGACGUGGGGGAUGCAGGGUAGAAGAUGAUGUUGGGGGGGGGGG